AUGCCCAAAGAUGCCGUCCCGAAAAAACGGGGCCCCAAGACCGAUGUGCUAGAAGCUCUUCUCAAACGGGUCGAUGGGUUGGAGAAACGACUCCACGAUGAAAAGAAUCCGAUUUCGCCCACUUCCCCCGAUACCCCAGACGAUCCGCCGAGCUUUCCCACUCGUCGCAACACCAUCGAUACCUCUUUCAGUAUUUACUCUUCAAGCGAUCGAUCGGCUCUGUCAACUUCUCUCUCGCAGCAUGCGGAUCCCUUCUCUAGGCCGACCGGCCACUCAGCCAAUCUUCUACAACAACCUUCUCCGACAAGCAGUGGUCCUUUAUCGGAUGCGAUCCUCGAUAUUUACUUUGACCGAUUACACGGUAAACCAUUUUAUAUAAUAGACGAGGCAACGAUGCGACAGUACCAUCAAGUGAACCAAUUGCCUCCGUCUUUGGCCAUGGCUAUCUCAGCACUGACAGUAAGAUACACAACCUCGCAUGGCCAAAUGGAGCAGUCAUUACGUACCGGGCUCGAUGCGGCGCUCCAGGCAAGACAAUUGAUUGAUGUCGACAAUCCGACAGUGGAAGGACUCCAGACUCUAUUGCUACUUUCGCAGGCUUUCUACGCGUAUGGGCUGGGGAAGAAAGCUUAUAUGACGUUUUCAAAUUGCGUGGCCAUGAUCGUCGCUCUGGAUUUAUACCACGAGGCUCCCUCCAAGCCCAAUGUCGCGUCUGCCGAGCGAGAAAUGAGGCGUCGGCUAUUCUGGUCUGUUUACCUAAUGGACAGAUUCAUCAACUGCGGAUCUCGACGUCCAUGUCUGAUCACCGAUCAUUCGGUUGUUCUGCGCCUACCAUCUUGGUCACCACACGCAGCUGGUCUGAAUCUGGAGGGAGAGCUCUUCCAUGUCGGCCCGAACAUUCAAUACUCCGCUGAUUCCCGGCGCAAAUCACCCAGUGCGGCCUCUUUGUUGAUUGAUAUCACGCGUAUUCUUGGUGUGACCAAUAAGUACUUGGCGGCUGGUGGAGUCAAGGGCGACUCCCACUUCCCAUGGCAUGCGCUUUCUAAUCUAUCGAAGAUCCGACAAGAAUUGGAUAUCUGGGCGGCUGGUACGCAGGACGUCUUUGCAUCCAUCGAUGCAUUGUUCGGCCAUCCCGAAAGUACAACACUUUUGCUGAGCAAGUUGAUCUACCAUUUGGUGCACUGUUUGAUCUACCGUCCGUUCCUACCCAUUGACCUGGUAGAGCUCCGAGGUACGGGACAGCAUCAGUCCUGGCAAAUCGAGGCGACGAACUUGUGUUUCUCGCACUCCAAUGCCAUCGCAGAGCUUGUUGAACUGGGUCGUAAUUCUCCGCUGAUUGAGUGGCCUGCUUUCGUCGGCUACUGUGUGUGCACAGCAGGAACUGUGCACGUUCACGGUGUGCACUACAAGGGCCGCGAAGGAGAGGUUUUCUCUUCUAGCGCUGAAUUUCUGACUCGGGAGAUGAAUCAGCUUGCUUGGUUGCGCAAUAUUUGGACUGGCGCACAGCACCAGCGUGAGCUGCUUCAGACUAUCUAUACGUGCCACUCCGAAUUGGUACGCAAUCUUGCCAGUAGCCCUAUGCGUUUCUCGCCGGUUUUCCACCUUGAAGACUUUCUCGACCGAUAUCCCGGUCUGACGUUAGAUGGAUCACACGUUCGCCUCAUAGAUGCGGGGGACGAGCUGGCUCCAAGUCCUGCAAACUUCAUUGAUCGUCAAGAUCACUUCUACCAACGACCAGCACCCGCACCUUCCUAUCAGAAUGCUUCGUCCUACUUCUCAAAUUCCCGGUCUGGACCCCUAAGUCCAUUGGCAUCCAUCCAGAGCUCAGAUAACGACCGUCGACACUCACAUUCGCAUUCUGUGUCAGAGAAGCCCUCUCACCCGACUUCCCUUUCACCAACUCUUCAAUUCCACUCAAUCCCGAGCAAUCAACAGCAACAAUCGCCAUCUCUGCCUUCCAUAUUCUCCCUUCCACCCGGAACCGAUCUAUCCGGUGCCGGACCAUCGGAAAACUCUCACCUGUCCAUCCCGGGCUUCUCCCCAUGCGCCUUCGGCCUCUCGCCACCAGCCUUUCUCACCGACGGCGCUCUGAACAUAGCACCAACACCGCCCCCAAAUCCGCAAUACGCAACCUUCCCCUUUGACACCGCUCACACCAACCUAAACGGAAUGGGGCAGUCGGGCCACACCGCUUUAACCCCCGGUGCCCAGUCUCAAACUAGCGCCACUCACACCGCAACUGGCAGCGAGGGCGCGUCUGAAAAAGACCCUUUCCUGAGCUUGCUGGAACAGCUUGCUGAAAAUGAGAACUCGCAGGGCGGGCCUAGUGAGCUCGAGUUCUUUUUGACGGGCACCGGUGCUGUCGAGGGUGAUGCGGAAAUUCCGCCCAAGAAAGAUGGUGCUUCGUAG
Molecule: messenger RNA, 2409 nt
Organism: Penicillium digitatum Pd1
Lineage: Eukaryota; Fungi; Ascomycota; Eurotiomycetes; Eurotiales; Aspergillaceae
Product: transcription factor domain-containing protein
Biological process (GO): regulation of DNA-templated transcription; DNA-templated transcription
Cellular component (GO): nucleus
Molecular function (GO): DNA-binding transcription factor activity, RNA polymerase II-specific; zinc ion binding; DNA binding
Source: RefSeq, a predicted model, not a curated record